This is a messenger RNA of Musca vetustissima, 1995 nucleotides long. It is a transcript of the gene Hsc70-4, whose product is annotated as heat shock 70 kDa protein cognate 4. The record is from RefSeq and is a predicted model, not a curated record. Gene Ontology annotation, biological process: cellular response to unfolded protein; protein refolding; vesicle-mediated transport. NCBI's taxonomy places the organism in Eukaryota, Metazoa, Arthropoda, Insecta, Diptera, Muscidae. Gene Ontology annotation, cellular component: cytoplasm; nucleus; cytosol. Bases 22 to 1977 code for a protein of 651 amino acids. The transcript has a single exon. Gene Ontology annotation, molecular function: heat shock protein binding; ATP binding; ATP hydrolysis activity.
CUUCUCUACCUUUACUUACAGAUGUCUAAAGCUCCCGCUGUUGGUAUUGAUUUGGGUACAACCUACUCCUGUGUAGGUGUAUUCCAACAUGGCAAAGUUGAAAUUAUUGCCAACGAUCAAGGUAAUCGUACCACACCAUCCUAUGUUGCCUUUACCGAUACUGAACGUCUUAUUGGAGACGCUGCCAAAAAUCAAGUCGCUAUGAAUCCCACAAAUACCAUCUUUGAUGCUAAGCGUUUGAUUGGUCGCAAAUUUGAUGAUGCCGCCGUUCAAUCCGAUAUGAAACAUUGGCCCUUCGAUGUCGUCAAUGUAGACAGUAAACCAAAAAUCCAAGUUGUCUACAAGGACGAAAAGAAGACCUUCUUCCCCGAAGAAAUCUCUUCGAUGGUUUUGUCCAAAAUGAAGGAAACCGCCGAAGCCUAUUUGGGUAAGGCCGUUACCAAUGCUGUCAUCACUGUACCAGCCUACUUCAACGAUUCCCAGCGUCAAGCUACCAAGGAUGCUGGUACCAUUGCUGGUUUGAACGUUUUGCGUAUCAUCAAUGAACCCACAGCUGCCGCCAUUGCCUACGGUUUGGACAAGAAGGCCGUUGGCGAACGUAAUGUGUUGAUUUUCGAUUUGGGCGGUGGUACUUUUGAUGUAUCCAUUCUCUCCAUUGAUGACGGCAUCUUCGAGGUCAAGUCCACUGCUGGUGACACCCAUUUGGGUGGUGAAGAUUUCGACAAUCGCCUAGUCACCCACUUUGUUCAGGAAUUCAAGCGCAAGCACAAGAAGGAUCUGUCCACCAACAAGCGUGCCCUGCGUCGUCUCCGCACCGCUUGCGAACGUGCAAAGCGUACUCUGUCCUCCUCCACCCAGGCCAGUAUUGAAAUCGACUCCUUGUUCGAAGGUACCGAUUUCUAUACCUCCAUCACCCGUGCCCGUUUUGAGGAAUUGAACGCUGAUUUGUUCCGCAGCACCAUGGAUCCCGUUGAGAAGGCUUUGCGCGAUGCCAAGCUCGACAAGUCACAAAUCCACGAUAUUGUGUUGGUUGGUGGUUCCACCCGUAUCCCCAAGGUACAAAAGUUGUUGCAAGAUUUCUUCAACGGCAAGGAAUUGAACAAGUCUAUCAAUCCCGAUGAAGCCGUCGCCUACGGUGCUGCCGUCCAGGCCGCUAUCUUGCACGGCGACAAGUCCCAAGAAGUCCAAGACUUGUUGUUGCUCGACGUUACCCCCUUGUCCUUGGGUAUCGAAACCGCUGGCGGUGUCAUGAGCGUUCUCAUCAAGCGUAACACCACCAUCCCCACCAAGCAGACCCAGACCUUCACCACCUACUCCGACAACCAACCCGGUGUAUUGAUCCAGGUCUAUGAAGGUGAACGUGCCAUGACCAAGGACAACAACUUGUUGGGCAAAUUCGAAUUGUCCGGCAUUCCCCCAGCACCCCGCGGUGUACCCCAAAUCGAAGUCACCUUCGAUAUUGAUGCCAACGGUAUCUUGAAUGUCACCGCCUUGGAACGUUCCACCAACAAGGAAAACAAGAUCACCAUCACCAACGACAAGGGUCGCUUGUCCAAGGAAGAUAUCGAGCGUAUGGUCAACGAGGCUGAGAAAUACCGUAAUGAAGAUGAGAAGCAAAAGGAAACCAUUGCUGCUAAGAACUCCUUGGAAUCCUACUGCUUCAACAUGAAGGCUACUUUGGAUGAAGAAAACUUGAAAUCCAAGAUCAGCGAAGCCGACCGCACCACCAUUAUGGAUAAGUGCAACGAGACCAUUAAAUGGUUGGAUGCCAAUCAAUUGGCCGACAAGGAAGAAUACGAACACCGUCAAAAGGAAUUGGAAGGUGUUUGCAAUCCAAUCAUCACCAAGUUGUACCAAGGUGCUGGUGGUGCUCCCGGUGGCAUGCCCGGCGGUAUGCCCGGUGGCUUCCCUGGCGCUGGUGGUGCUGCUCCUGGUGCUGGUUCCGGUGCCGGUCCCACCAUCGAAGAAGUCGAUUAAGCAAUUCGCUAAUGAGAU